Molecule: messenger RNA, 4228 nt
Organism: Calidris pugnax (ruff)
Lineage: Eukaryota; Metazoa; Chordata; Aves; Charadriiformes; Scolopacidae
Gene: DCBLD1
Product: discoidin, CUB and LCCL domain containing 1
Exons: 15
Coding region: 75-2384 (769 amino acids)
Source: RefSeq, a predicted model, not a curated record
CGGGGCCGGAGGCAGCCCCGCACGGCCCCUUCUCCGCCUCCGCAGAAACACCUGCGGGGGGAGAAGGAAGAAGGAUGCCGGGGGGUGGCCGCCUUCCUCGGCGGGAGCGCGGGCUGGCCUCGGAGCCGCCCCGGCGAGGAAGAGGAGGAGGAGGAGGAGGAAGAAGAGGAGGAGGAGAGGCAGAGAAAGGAGCGGGAGGGAAGUGGGGAAGUUGUGCCUUGCGCGCCCCGCCGAGAGCCGGAGCCAUGGGCCCCGUCGGGGGGGCGCGGGCCGCCCCCUCGCUGCUGCUGUCGCUGCUGCUCGGAGCCUCGGCCCCGCUCUGGCUGCGGGCAGAAAAGCUGGGAGAUGGAUGUGGGCACACAGUGAUGUACCAAGACAGCGGGACCCUGGCAUCCAAGAACUAUCCUGGGACAUACCCAAAUUACACUCUUUGUGAAAAGAAAAUCCAAGUGCCUCCAGGAAAACGCCUGAUCUUAAAAAUUGGAGACCUGGAUAUCGAAUCACAGAAAUGCGAAUCCAGCUACCUUACCAUCCAGAGUUCUUCGACAUCGCAUGGGCCAUACUGUGGUAAUGCGAUGCCUGUCCCCAAAGAAAUCAUUCUGGAUAGCAAUGAAGCAACUAUUCACUUUGAGAGUGGAUCCCACGUGUCAGGACGAGGCUUCCUGUUGUCCUAUGCCAGUAGUGAUCAUCCAGAUCUAAUCACAUGUUUGGAACGAGCGAACCACUACACAAAGGCCGAAUACAGCAGAUACUGUCCCGCUGGCUGCAGAGACAUAGCAGGUGACAUUUCUGGGAAUAUCGGAGAAGGAUACAGAGAUACCUCGCUGCUGUGCAAGUCGGCCGUCCACGCGGGCGUUAUCGCCGACGAGCUGGGCGGUCAGAUCAGCGUCACCCAGCAGAAGGGCAUCAGCCGCUACGAAGGCGUCGUCGCCAACGGCGUCCCCUCGCACGAUGGUUCGCUGUCAGAUAAGCGGUUUAUAUUUACUUCAAAUGGCUGCAACAAAUCUCUCAGUCUGGAAGAGGGAUUCCUCUCCAAGAGCCAGGUUACUGCAUCUUCCUACUGGGAGGAGACAAACGAAUUUGGGCAACUGUUCCAGUGGUCUCCUGACAAGGCUUGGCUUCACGUCCCAGGACUGGCUUGGGCCUCUAACCACAGCAGCAAUCGUGAAUGGCUGGAGAUAGACCUGGGAGAGAAGAAGAGAAUAACAGGGAUUAAGACCACUGGUUCUGGAUCCACGAUGCUGAAUUUCAACUUUUACGUAAAGACAUUUACAAUGAACUACAAAAAUAACAACUCAAAAUGGAGAACUUACAAAGGGAUUCUGAGCAAUGAAGAAAAGGUAUUCCAAGGCAACUCCAACUCUGGUGACAUAGUACGCAAUAACUUCAUCCCUCCGAUAGUGGCCCGUUACGUGCGAAUUAUCCCUCAAACCUGGAACCAAAGAAUAGCGUUGAAGCUGGAGCUGAUGGGUUGUCGAAUCAUGCAAGCUAAUAGUUCGUUUACACAUUCAAUGUGGCAGAGACCAAGCCAGAGCACAGAAACCUCCCUUGGAAAAGAAGACAGGACUGUUACGGAGCCCAUCCCAUCGGAAGAAACUAACUUGGGCUUGAAGCUUACAGCCAUAAUUGUCCCCAUCCUCAUCGUGCUGUGUCUGUUCGUGUUCUCUGGAAUUUGUAUCUGUGCAGCCCUGCGCAGGCGAGAAGCCAAAGGACUUUCUUAUGGAUUAUCCAGUGCUCAGAAAUCAGGUUGUUGGAAACAAAUCAAGCAGCCCUUCACCAGACAUCAGUCGACUGAAUUUACCAUCAGCUAUAACAAUGAGAAGGAGACACCACAAAAACUAGACCUGGUCACCAGUGACAUGGCAGAUUAUCAGCAGCCUCUCAUGAUCGGGACCGGGACGGUCACACGGAAAGGAUCUACUUUUAGACCCAUGGACACGGAAGAUGAGGCAAGAAGGGGGAGUUCAGAGUUCGAAAAUCACUACCACUGUCCGCUCAGAGCUACCCGGCACGAGUACGCGCUGCCCCUCGCCAGCCAGGAGCCCGAAUACGCCACCCCCAUCAUUGAGCGGCACGUCGCAAGGGAAAAUAAUUUCCCCUCUGAGAACGGCUACAACGUACCCGUCGCCUCCUCUCAGAAACACUCCCUUUCUGCCGGCAGCUUCUCCAGCUCGUGUAAGACCGACCUCAGGAACGGAGACUAUCAGACACCCCAGAGCAUCAUAAACUACGACAAGCCCAAAGCUAACGGUGUUCUGAGCUCCGUCAGCUACAGCACGGACUACCAGAAACCCCAGCCCAACGCCCUGGGCAGCGAGGGCUACUCCACCCCCAGAGACUGCCUGAAGCCCAUCAGCCAGACAGCAAUGACAGCUCUCCUGUGAUCCCCCCAGCCCCAGGGCGCCCCGCGCGGGGACGGCGAUGCGCGAAGCCAAAACAGGGUUUGGAGGGGCUCUGCCGCGGGAGGCAGAAGGCAAACAAGCCCUGUGUACAUAAUAUUGCAGUCUUGCUGGGUUCUGACAUCUGAAGAAAGCAUAUGCUGUUUAUCACUGUUUAUAGCAAGAGAGAUGUUAUCAGUGAAGACUGUACAUCUUAUUUUCUGUAACUGAUCGCAGUGCUCCACUUGCAAUGUGUGCAAUUUGUACAUAGCUUUUAUUUAAGGAAAAUUUCUUAAGUUUCCUUUUCACCUGGGGGACUGAAAGGAUUGCAGAAACGCCUAUUUAAGAAAAACAGGCCUCCUUCUCUGUCUUUACCUGCUGUUGUACCAGCAGCUGUAAAUGGUGUAUCUUACAGUUGUGGUGAUUCAUCUCCUUUCCUACGAUAACUGAAGAUAGGGCAGCACUGUUGUUCUUACUGGGAGGGUAGAAGUAAAACUACUUGAAGCAUAAAGUGCACGAGAGAGAGCAGCUGAGCAUUUAAAUACUGUGCUCAAACCCCCCUUCCCAGCUGCUUUGUUAGCAGCAAUCCUUACGUGCUUGAAGUUGAUCUAGCGUAUGAGCUGAGCCUGUCUAAUUUGCUAUUCAUAUUAGAAACAGGUAGAAAGGCUGAAACCAGUUUUGGGUUCAAGCCAUGGUGAGCACUCUGCAAUAGAAAAAAAAACAAAACCAAACAACAAACCAAAUAACUGUCAAUCUGUGGGGGUUUUUUUGCCAUGAAGCGUGUGUGGAACCAAAAUGUGAAUUUACAGCUGAGAAUUAAAUCCUGUUCAAGCCCUAGCUGAUGUUUUUUUGCUGCAAAACUAUAAGGAAAUUUGUUCUUUGGCACAAAGCAGCCAAUUUCCUGAACUCUUAAUUGCUUCACCAGGUAUUUUUCUGUCUUACAAAUUUAGUGUAACACUUCUAUUUGAUAUAUUUUGACCAAGUAAACCACAGUGUGUGUGUAUGGCUUACUGUUGCAGUUAAAUUUGCAAGACAGCACAGUGGUUUUCAAAUAAUAGUCUUUCUUUUGCAGCUAGUGUGACCCUUAAUUCUGUUUUUGGACAAACUUGAAAAAGAGGUGGGGAUGGGUGCAAUGUACCACAGAGCAGCUGGCUCCUCUUUCACCAGUGGUGUCAUUGAAGCAAAACAGCUCCUGGUAGCAACUGGGACCGGCCGCUGCCCUUCUGCCUGCAGUGCUCGGAGCGUCACUUUGAAUUUAAAACCUUGUCCUAAAACGUCAAAAAGAGGAUAUACUUCUGGGAAGGAAGAAUGGUGCUAUAUUUAAAGAACAAGGCUGGGGAAACGAGACCAGGAAAACCUGUGAGCUCUGAGAAAGCCGCUGUCUGAAGGCCCUCCCUUUCCUCGCGCGCCAACCAGGGAUAAUUUGCAAAGGACGCAACGAAGAUCUGAGGCCUGUUGGCUUUCAGAUCCUUGUUUGGAAAGUGGUGUCAGAGCCCACACUAGUUGCAGUGAUGCUGCUCGCAAAUAACCCUAACUCCAGCCAUACCUCACCUUAGGGCGAGCUCUUAGUGGGCUCUUUGCUUGUGUUGAGGCCUCGCGCGGUGCCAUUCCCUCACGCCGCCACCCUGUGCAUGCCAUUCCCCUGCAAGGUCCCCCGGUGGAGGGAGGUUACCCCAUCCUCCCCUUCCCGUCUCUGCUGUCGAUGCGGUUUGUGUGAAAAUGUCUAAAACACCUCAGGUCCCAAAGUGAAACAGCAGCAGCCUGUUUGUCAGACCGAGCCGGGCGGCGUUGUUCACCUUCUGUUGUUUACAUGUCUCUGUAAAUAAAGAACACGGGUUAUUUGUAAAUCA